This is a messenger RNA of Ziziphus jujuba (common jujube), 1455 nucleotides long. Its product is annotated as loganic acid O-methyltransferase-like. The coding region runs from base 184 to 1317 and encodes 377 amino acids. Gene Ontology annotation, molecular function: S-adenosylmethionine-dependent methyltransferase activity. Gene Ontology annotation, biological process: methylation. The transcript has 3 exons. The record is from RefSeq and is a predicted model, not a curated record. NCBI's taxonomy places the organism in Eukaryota, Viridiplantae, Streptophyta, Magnoliopsida, Rosales, Rhamnaceae.
AGCUUGGGACCAGUGUUUCUCAAUUUAAUCUAAACAAAAAUAAUAAUUUCUGCAUGCAUCUUCCGUUGCAUGCUUUCUUUUUCUCCCCUUUACCUUUUUCUUUUGGCUCUAUAAAAUGUGAAUCAUUUCCCCACUUUUUUCCUUGCCCCCCAAAACAGUACUAACACAAACUCUCUCAUACAAAUGGCAGAAGCUGUGUCCAAUUUGCCUCCGCUCGACGGAAAAAAUGGCGGCGUGAAACCGGUCCCCGGUCUGGUGCUAAUGAAUGGAGGAAAUGGAACUUACAGCUACUCCAAGAACUCCUACUAUCAGAAAUUUUCUGCAAACGCUGAAAGAGAGAAAAUUGAGGAGGAGAUCGUUGAGAAACUUGAUGUGGAAAACCUACUCACCUCUUCUAAUAAUACAAUUAGGAUUGCAGAUUUGGGAUGUGCAACUGGACCAAACACUUUUACAACCAUGGAAAGUGCACUAGAAGCAAUAAAAAGAAAGUACCAAACUCAAUGUCCAAACUCUCCAUUAAUGCCUGAAUUCCAAGUGUUCUUUAACGAUCAAGUCAUGAAUGAUUUCAAUACCCUUUUCACCUCUUUACCUCAUGAAAGAGAAUACUUUGCAGUUGGUGUUCCUGGGUCUUUCUAUGGUCGUCUAUUUCCUCAGUCUUCUCUUCAUUUUGUGCACUCCUCUUUUGCUCUCCAUUGGCUCUCAAAACUGCCUUCAGAAUUGGAGGAUGAGAGCUCUCCUGCAUGGAACAAAGGGAGGAUUCACUACACAAAUGCACCGGAAGAGGUUGUGAAAGCUUAUGCAGGCCAAUUUGAUGAGGAUAUGGGGAGGUUUUUGGAUGCAAGAGCUAAAGAGAUGGUGAGUGGUGGGAUGUUGGUGAUGAUUAUGUCAGGGAUUCCAAAGGGGAUGCCUUAUUCUUUUAUCCCUAAUGGCAUGAUGUAUGACUCUAUGGCAACUAGUCUCUUGGAAUUGGCCAAGGAGGGAUUGAUUAAAGAAAGUCAAGUGGACUCAUUCAACUUGCCCUAUUAUGCAGCCUCUCCAGAGGAAAUGGUCGGAAUAGUGGAGAGAAAGGGGCAUUUUAUGGUAGACAGAGUGGAGUUAACAAACCCUGCUUCAUGGUUACAAGGCCCUGUCAACAUUCCGAUUUUCUUGAUGCAUGUAAGAGCUGCAAUGGAGGGGCAUUUCGCCAAACAUUUUGGUCACCAAAUCAUCGAUCAGUUUUUCCAACGUUUAGAGACCAAGCUUUUGGACAAUUUUGACCUCUUCAAUUCUAGGUGUCACGAAAAAGUUCAGCUUUCUGUCGUUUUACGCCGAAAAUAAUGAUAUCAUAUCUCAUUAGCAUCUUGGUGAUUGGUCAACACAUUUAAUUAAUUUCCUGCUUAUAUAUUAAGCUAUGGUGAUGUACUUUUGUUUUUUUAAAAAAAAUUGGUGACCAGAUUUCCGAUCAUAUAUAGUAAU